GUGAGGCGAUGCUCCCCGACAAAACAACAACAACAACGACGACGACGCAGCGCACAAAACUGCACACGCAACUGUGCGUGAUUUUAAAUUAAUAAAAAAUACAACAACGUAAAUAAAUAGUCGAGUUGAUAAUCUCCUUUGGAUCAUUAGCCUCUCCCCCGUGUGUGUGUGCGUGCGCGCGACAGCGACACAUAUAUAGUAAUAGUUACACACGGUACACACGCACACACGAACGUACGUGUAUAACUACUGUAGUAGUGCUGUCGCGAAAGAGGAAAAAAAAGGGAAUUAACGGAGAGGAGCGCGCAUACCUCUCUCGGUUGGACCUUGUUUUUUUUCUCUCUCUCACUGUGUAUCGCAUACCUUCGCGUUUCCCGUGUGUGUCCGCGCCUCUCCGACAGUCAGUGUACAGUAAAAAGUGUGCGUGCGUGCGUGUGUGUGUUUCGUGCACCUAGAUUUUACAGGGCCAAGUACAGUACUAUAUAGAUUUACUGCGCACCUCGACCAGAGAGAGAGAGAGAGCGAGAGCCCAUCGCACACACACACUUAUAUAUGGACACAGGCCCCAAUCGUAUAUUUCUACCAAAAGUCAGUGUGUGUGUGCUACCAAAUACAGAGGAGAGUAGUGCCUGUGUACGUGCCAUUACGACAUAUAUAUAAUAAAAAAAAUACAUAGAUAGAUAUCGCAGUGUGUGUGUGUGCGCGCGCGCGUGUGUUAAUGCAAAAGUGACACCAAGAGAGUGAGAACCGGUGCAUAAUCGAGGCUCAUCCAUCAACUUUCCCAUCAACUUCAUCUCUCUCUCUCUCAGACUUGGCAACUUUUCCGAUUUUAUCCGCGAGGCUAGCUGCUGCCCCAUCGAAGCAUCACUGUCUCUCUCUUACAUCUUGUACGGAUAUCGUCGUCUUUCAACAAAUUUACGGCAUAUAUAUACUGCCAAGCUAGCAGCUAUAUAACUCGACGGUUCUCGACUCAUCAGCUGAUUUUUGUACACACAACAAUAAUAAUAAUAAUUAUUACCGACCAUCCGUCCGAUUAUAUAAGAUACGCAGCUGCAGCAGUAGCGGCGUAGCCCAUCGUGGCGCUCUUUUCUGGAUCACGCAGUCUCGAGAGGAGCCCCCCACGAAUACAGCACAAAUACAGUUCGUCUGUAAAUCGAGCGCAAGAAUUUAGCGAGAGCGAUCGUGAUCAAUAUCGCAUUUCACACAUAUCGAAUCGAUUCUCGGAUCAUCAGCGCGCGAGAGUGCGCGUGCACUGCCACUGACUCUCUGGUACUCUCCCCGCGAGAGAGAGAGAGAGAGAGAGCUGUCCCAAGUUCGCCCAUCGCACAGCAGCAGCACAGCAGUCCAAGUGCGAAAGAAGGGAAGAAGCACACACGCACACACGCAUACGGGGGUAUAACGAUUGAAAAUCGCCCGCAGCCCCUCGCGCGCGCCAGUCGUGUGUCGGGGCCCGCACACGCCGAACAUGGAUUCGUCCGUGUGCUGAAGCCGAGCGUGAUUUUGUAUACGAAGGCGCUCGCAAGGACUGUGGGGACGCGUGUGUCUCUCUCACUUUCUGCUGGAUUGUCCUGAGCGCAAUCCGGUGGUCGUGACGGUGCUCCCUUCACCGAAAAAGAACGUCGAAAUAAGAAAGGAAAAAAAAAUCACUGGGGCUAUCGGUGCAGUGAUACAUCGAGAAGGUCGCUGCUGUAGCAGCAGCACGACAGCGUUCGAAAGAAAAAGGUGCGCGCGCGCGCGCGUGUGAACAAGUGCGAUCGGAUUGUCGUCGUCGUCGUCGUCGUCGUCGUAGUCGAGAGAGAGAGAAAGAGGUGCAUGAACGGUGAGCGAAACUCAGCGAGCAGUGCACCAGUGCCGAGAAGAAGAGGAUACCAGCAAAAAUAAAAAAGCGAGGAGGCAAAAAAAAAGUAUACACGCGAGAGCAUGAGAAGGCGAUAGCAGCAGCAGCAACGGCUAUGAGUUACGUGAAUGCACCUACGACUACUGCUCGCGGGUCGUACCAAUUUCAUACGCCUAGCUAACCUACUUCGGAGUUAGCGCGAGCCAAGGCAGCAGCGGCAGCAGCACACAUCGUGGCGCGCACGGCUGCUGCAUACACGAGCCAAAGGCCAAAAGCCAAAAGCCUCCGGACAAUUGACACCAGUUCUCUCUACGCACACACACACACGUAUACACCUAUACAUACAUACGUACACGCGUAUACUCGAUCCCCUCUUCACCCCCACAUAUACAUUCGACGCACACACAUGCUAGAGUCGAGUGUGUCACACACGUGCAGUAUAGAGAGAGAGAGAGAGAGUAAUGAUCGAUUGUCGGAUGGAUAAGUCCUCGUCGUCAUCGUCCUGCUCAUCGUCGUCGUCGUCGAUAUCCUUGUCAUCGAGUUGUUGUUCGUUUUCGAGUGAUUUUCAUCGUCGAUAGAGAAGAGGGCCGACCCUUUUAUGGGUUGCUCCGUUGUCGCGAGUGUCUUUUCGAGUGCGCGAUUGUUUUUUUGUUUUUGCUAGUUGUUGUUAUUGAAUAAAAAAAAAAAUUCAUAAAUAAAUAAUAUUGAUUAUCAGUGAGGUUCUACGAGAAGUGCGAUCGUACGAUAAUCGGAAAUCUUCCUCGUGCGAUCGAGUGGUGCGUCACAAGUGCACAGAGAAGAUUAGAUAAUAAUUUGAAAAAAAGUGUCGAGGAGAGUUUUCUAAGAUUGGUCUACGAGAGAGCAACGGCAUUACGAAACUCUCGCGGCCGUGGAGUGCCAAGAGGAGUCCGUUGAUCCUCCUUCGUCCGUGGGAAAAGGGUGUGUCGUGGUGGUGUGCAAGAGGCGAGAGUUCGCUACUGCACUAGCCUCGCGCUACUAUACUGCUGCUCUCCCUGUACACUCAGCAGGCAUCGCACAGGCCGCGCGCCACACACACACACACACGCCGCCACCUCCUCCUCCUCCUCCUGUACUGCUACUCGUCCUCCUCGUGUCUCCGUCUCUCUUGCUCCUCUUUUUGGUGGUGGUGAGUGCAUGAUCGGUGUCAGCGGCAUCAUCAGCAGCAGCGGCGACGAGUGACGGGACGUCGCAGCGCGUGUCGUCGUGUCACAGUGUGUCGCGGUGCUGGUGUUGGUGGUGGUGGUGUCGUGUGCCUUCCCGGCCCCAUAGAAAGUAGCUGCCAGCUCGCCGCUGCUGCUGCUGCUACUGCUGCUGCCCAUCAGCAGGAGGGUCCGCCGAGGGUGGAGUGGAGCAAGGGCAGUAGCGGCGCUGUGCGUCAGGAUGCAGCAUGAACCUCGUUGCCCUGCGCUGCUGGGAGCUGACGAGCCUCGGCUGCAGGGGGACGACUGCUGCACGACGCUGCCGUGGACAGGACGCGAGACGUCGGCGGCGGCAGCGGCAGCGGCCGGCUGCUGCACGGCCGACCACAAAAACGACGACGACUUGUACGUGGCGGCGGCGGCGGCAGCAGCUACGGUGCGGCAUUCUCGACGUCGCCUACGACGACGCCGGAGCAGCGCCGACCGCUGCAGCUGCAGCUGCGGCUGCACCACGAUCGGCGGUGCAGCCAACACCGGAGCCGGAAGAGGACUGGUUCACCUGCUGCUGUUACAUCGCCAGCCGAUACCGGCGACGAUACGACGACACUGGGCCGGUGGCCAACCUCGACACCUGCGUCAGGUGCGGAGGUGUACCACUCGGAAUCGAGGAAGCAGCAGCAGCACAAGUUACAGCGAGUGCAGUGUCAGCAACGUCGGCUACUGCAGGAGAGCUUCGGGGCAGGAGCUUCAGGGGAACUUCUAAGAGCCCCGCUGACCCAGACCUACGAGCACGACUUCGUCGUCAUCAGGAGCGCGGAGGAGGAAGAGGAGGAGGAGGAGCGGCAGGCAGGCACCUGCUGCUGCUACUGCUGCUGCUACUAUCCCCCAAUAGGCCUGGGACGCUCACGCCAAGCGGGGCUUUACAUUUAUACUCAACAACAACAACAAAAACAACAACAACAACAACAAGAAUCAUCGUUAGAAGCAGAACAAGACGAAAGAAGAAGAAGAAGAAGAAAAAGUGCGCGAGUGCGAGCGAGUCGAAGCGAGGAGAAGCUCAGCAGCGAUGCCACCGCGCCUCAACAACUGCUCGUCGUCCCCAACUGGUCGUCGACGCGCAGCAGGCAGCAGCACAGCAAGUGGGACUUGUCGCGAGUCCCCGCCUCGGCACCGAUGCGGCUCGCCUCCGGCAGUCGCGACGGCCUCCGAGUACACGACGACGCUCAUCGUCCACCGAUAGCAGCAGCAGCAGCAGCAGCAGCGGCGGCAGCAGCAGCGGUAUCGACGACGACGACAGAAGCCGUCGACCAUAGCACGAUUACUGCUAUUGCCGGCCAGAAAAAGAGGAGGAGGAGGAAGAGGAGUAGGAGGAGUCGGACGAGGAGGCCUCAGCGGGCCCCGAUUCAACGCUCCAACACUGCCUUGGACAAAACGACCUUCACUGCCACUCUCCAUCGUAAGAGUCGCCCACGGAGGUUACUCGUCCUCUACUCCCUGCUGUUGCUGUUUCUCCAGUCGUUCGUCGCGUUCGCCGCUGCCUCGUCGUCGUCGUCGUCACAAUCCAUGCUGAAGCAGCAGAGCCGGCGCACAGUGCCUCGGCACCCUUACAACGAAUACGCCUGGGAGCUGAACCAGAUCAAUCCGUGGCUGUCGGCCUGCGACCUGUCGGGUCCCGCGCCCGAUCUGCAGGGCAGCUGCGGCCCGCCCGAGGUGCCCAAGUCCUGUCCGGGCUCCUGUCGACAGGCUGCGAGCUUCGAUCGGGUCGUGGAGCUGCUCCAGGCCAUCGAGAACGCCACGACCACGAUGAUCCAUACCGGGUCGGCUCGGCGCAAGUCCCAUCACCACCACGACGACGACGACGACGACGAGGACGACGAAGAGUCCGAAGACGUCGUGGAGGAGGACGCGGAUGCGGCAGCCAACGGGGCGAGUCGCGAGCAUCGCAGCAAGAGCAGCAAAAGCAAGUCGUCGUCGUCGGGGCCAGGUGACGGCGGUGCAGCAGCAGCAGCGGCGUCGGCGGCGUCGGCUCCGGAUCAGUGCCUUUUUUAUCUCGAGGAGUCGCACAAGCGCGACGUCUGCCGGCAGGAUUUCGGCACGUCGGCCAGCCGGAGCUACGCCAACGCCCGCGAGAAUCGCUACUGGUACUUGAAGGGCCUGAGGCUGCGCCACUGCUGCGAGCAGUCGGCGGUGCACGCCCUGGCCCCGGGCAAGCUCGGCCCCCUCGAGGCCGUGUUGGAGGGCGGGCCCGGCUGCAGCGAGGCCCUCGACAAGCUCCUGGCCGUGGACCAGAUGGCCGCCCGGCUGCACUGCGAGUUCGAGGAGGUGCUCGCGCGCUACGACUGCGGUCAGGUCUACUCGGUACAGCACAACUGCAACCACUGCAAGGAGGCAUAUAGAAAAUGGGUGUGCAGCUCCCUGGUGCCUUACUUCGCUCACGGGGGACCGUAUCCUUCAGAGCCCUCGGAGGAAUCCUGGACCGGCCGACGAUUGAGGCCUUGCCGGUCCCUCUGCCAAUCUGUGGAACAACGCUGCCCCUACCUGCUGCCGGGCGACCGUGCGCCGGCCUACCCGACCCAGUACGCCGGAGAGCCCACCUUCCUUUGCCGAGAUCCCAACAUCCCCGAGGUCGGCGAGCAGGCGGCCCGAGCCCUGCACCCGAUCACCGAGGACGAGUGCUGCUUCAACAUCUGCAGCGAGGACAAGCCCGGCCUGGGCAUCUGCGCCAACUGCACGAAUCGCGUCGUGUACAUGGGCCCGACGCAUCGCGACCCGGCCACGGCGCCCAAGUGCGACAUGUCCUCCCUGCCGGGUCCACCACCUCGACCGCUGUCGGGCCUCUGCGGCAGCGGCGGCAUCGGCUCGAUGAUGCCCAGCACCGACUCGCCGACCACGGUCAACCCUUCGGACAUGAGCAGCAGCAGCCCAUCAUCAUCGAGCAGCAGCAGCGAAUCACCGAUACUUUCAGCCACAACGUCGUCUUCUUUAUCGUCGUUGGAGCUGUCGUCGUCGAGUCCAAGCAGCAGCGACACGCCGUUCUCGCCGAGCAGCAGCAGCACCAGCGUCUCGGUCGCCACCUACUCCUCGAGUAGCGCAUCUUCUACGGUCGGAGCCUCUCAGCAGCUGCCGCUGCUCUGCCUCUUCUGCCUCUGGGGCGUUCUGUUCUCGAGGCAGUGGUGCUCGGCGCUCGGCCAGGGUCUGGCUGCCCUCGUACUCGGCUCGAUAGGACGCGCCCUCGGCCGGACCAGGCGCACCGUGCGCGCCUGCCUCGCGGCCGUCCUCUCGGCCCUACUACCGCCAGCCUGGAUCGAUCGAGCCUAUCGUAAUAAUAAUAAUAAUAAUAAUAAUGGUAGUAGUGGUCCGGUGAGCCAGAAGCGCGGACGACGACGACAAAGUUGGCGCCUGCCAAAGUCCGCGUACCGCUACGAUCAUCGGCACUGCUGCUAUCGCUGGUGGCUCUGGCCGAGCCGCUGGAAGUCUCGCGGAUGCUGCUGCAGCUGCGAGUCGCGCUGGCUCUGGCUCUGGCCCUGCCGAUGGAAGAGACGGCCGCUACAUUUCAUGCCACGCUACAACAACAAUAAUCGUCAGCACCAGCCUCAGCAGCAGCCUUGGAGAGUGCGCAAAAAGCGCCGUCGACGGAAAAUCCAUCGAGCGAGCUACAGCAGCAGCGAGCGGCCGCCAACGAGUCGCUUUCUCGUCGCGUCGUACUACUACGUGGAGCAGCCGUCGUAACGGCGCCUCGUCGCAGUCGCCUAGUUCUCUCCUCUCCUCCUCCUUCUUUAUACACCCACUACCCCGCCGUCACAUCGCAGGCAGCUCAGCUAUAUAGCUAGCUCUACCUUAUAUUAUACGCAAGGGCCUCUACUCUCUGUUUUAUCCUCGGCUUAAAUAAUCUCAAGAGAGAGAGAGAGAGAAAGAAAACGACUCCUCGUUUUGUGCGUUAUAUUAUACACCGUCGAGCUUUUCUUCGUUUUACACACGUGCACGAGAGAGUCACGCGUCGUUGCGAGAUACAUAUAGUCAGGGCGCGGCGGCGGCGCUGCUGCUGCCUCGCUCUCAGCUAUGCACGAUGAUAUAAUAAAAAAAAACGACAUAAGCUGACUGAUUAUUUCGUGCAACAACAACAACAACAACAACAAAAAAUAUUAUAUUAUAAAAAUGAAAAAGCGAAAAAAAAAGAAGGAAAGUCGCGCGACCGGGGAACGAUAUACAAAACAUAAUUGAAGCUCGUACUCUCUAGACUCGUGCAGUGUCGGAGCGGCACACACACCGUGGCUGAUUAUAAUCGACUUGUUUGCUAUAUUAUACACACACACGAGUUCCAUGCGAUCCGUGUCGUUGUGUCGUGCGGUGGUGUGUUGCCGACCGACCGCCCGCCUACACAUCCCCCGACUUAUACCACUGAGGCUUAUAUGAAAAAAUAAAUAAAUAAAAAUAACGGCUAAAGAAAAAAAAUAUAUAUAAUUAUUAUUAUGUAACGAUAACGGGUUAAUGAUAACGAGCAAGAAAAAAAAUAAUAAUAAUAAACAAUAAUACAAUAAUAAUGAUCGAGUACUCAUGAAUUAUCGAGUCUUGGAAAAUGUAAAAUAUUACGUGUGCGUGUGUGUGUUGUGUGUUAUUGACAUUUGUGUCAAAAGCGGAGAGAGCGUGAGUGAUUAUAUAAAUUUAAAACAUAUAGUGUAUACCUACGUGCUGCUAACGUGUAUGUGUGUACAUAUACGACACAUAGUUACGAAGGGAGGGGAAAAUGAAAAAAAAAUUUACCGAUCACCCACAAACGACGAUUAUAAGAGUACAGAUUAUUCAUAUAAUAUAGAAAAUAUUAUAUACGAGAAUCGAUUCGAAUCGAGGUGUGUACGAAAAAAAACACACACACGAUGAAAAUUCAAUGAUCUUGUUCAAAACAGAAGUGAAAAAAAUAAAAUAGGCCAAGCAAUAUUUAAGACGAAAAAACAUACGCACAUUUUAAUCGACAUGCGCACGCCAACCGUGUAAUAUUAGAGAAUUAUUAUGUUUGCGCGCGAAACCAGCCGAAACGAGUAAGAGUGAGCGAUUUCUCUUACGCGGUUUUUAAAGCUCAACGUGGUUGACUUUUGUCCUUUACUUUUUUCUUUUUUUUACCACUCAAAUAUCAAACGUACUGCCGACGCGAGGCAAAGGAAUUUAAACGCAUGGGAAAAAAAA
Messenger RNA from Trichogramma pretiosum, 8178 nucleotides. RefSeq lists its product as uncharacterized. Gene Ontology annotation, molecular function: stretch-activated, monoatomic cation-selective, calcium channel activity. Lineage: Eukaryota; Metazoa; Arthropoda; Insecta; Hymenoptera; Trichogrammatidae. Gene Ontology annotation, cellular component: plasma membrane. The transcript is spliced from 5 exons. Gene Ontology annotation, biological process: calcium ion import across plasma membrane. The record is from RefSeq and is a predicted model, not a curated record. The coding region runs from base 4171 to 6726 and encodes 851 amino acids.